This is a messenger RNA of Anguilla rostrata (American eel), 2920 nucleotides long. RefSeq names its product centrosomal AT-AC splicing factor (gene cenatac). The record is from RefSeq and is a predicted model, not a curated record. The transcript is spliced from 11 exons. NCBI's taxonomy places the organism in Eukaryota, Metazoa, Chordata, Actinopteri, Anguilliformes, Anguillidae. The coding region runs from base 297 to 1355 and encodes 352 amino acids.
AUAAAGCCGUAGCUAGCUUAGCAGCUGCUCAAUUUUUUUGGAAUGUUUGACUACAGCUGACCGGAGUGUAAUUCAGAGCGGUCCUGAUAAAUUUUAAGCGAAGCCGGAAAUGUAAUGUUGUAAUUACAACGAUCGCUUCUGUUGGUGAAUUAGUUAGCUGUCGGGUGACAAAAAUAAUUUAACUCACCUGGCUAGCAGUCUUGGUUUGGGAGCACAGUAUUUUGAAGUAAGCGAGACGAUACAUGGGCUAUGGGCUAUUGCGAAGGACCUAGGUAGCUACAUACAAAGAACUAACCAUGAGUGCUUUUCACUGCGCUGUGUGCAGACAGACGUUUUUCUCUGGAAAAAAACACAUAUUUGGAAAAAGCCACCAGAGCAAACUUAAAGUUGUCCUCGUAAAAUUUUUGGAAAAGGUGAAAGAAGCACGUCGGACGAUCAAGAGCCCACAGGUCGAGAAAUUUGACUGCACUGAGCAUGAGCGCAACUUUUGGUGCUACUGCUGUGGCUUGGAGGUGCACAAACACGUGUCCAAUGGUAAUAUUACAGUGCUGUUUGGAGGCCUGCUGGAGCACAUGGCCACCCCUCAACACAAAAAGAACACAAAUACAUUUUGGUGGGAGAACAAGGCAGACCCAAGACUGAAAGAGAAGUUUUUGUUCACCCCAGAGGAAAUUGAAAGGUUUAAAACUGAGGUGGCUAAAGCCCUGGAUGCCUUUGAAGAGAAUGAAGAUGUGCUCUUAAAGCAGCAAGCCGCCUACAUCCGAGCUCAAGAGCAACACAGACAGGAAGUCCUGCAGUCCCUUUUUGAGCCUGAGCCAGAGCAGAAUCAGUCUGACGGACAGAGCCGGCUCACGUCACAUGACACGGAAGCCAGCGCUCCCCUCAUUUCUCAGGGGCCCCCGGAUAAGGCCGGUCCCAGCUGGAUUGACCCAGCGGAGGAAAGCCAGGGACCAGGACUCAGGAACGGCCUGACCUUCAUCGGUUAUCAGGACUCUUCGGAUGGUGGAAAUGUUCAUACUGGUGCCGUCCCGCCCUGGCUACAGGAUGACCCCCAGGAGGGUGGCUCGGAAGCGGUGGAGCGAGAGAUCGGCCCGUCCCUACAGGACUUCCUUAAACAGAAGGAGCAGGAGAAGCUGAGGAAGCUGCCGGCCAACCGCGUCGGGGCCAACUUCGACCACAGCUCCCAGACCGACGCCAACUGGCUGCCCUCCUUCGGCCGGGUGUGGAACAGCGGCAGGCGGUGGCAGUCGCGGCACCAGUUCAGAGAGGAGGAAGGGCAGAGGGGCCGGCAGAAGAGGAGGAGGGAGAGCCGGGGAAAAGGGGCCAAGAGGCGACCAGUGCAGGACCAGCCAUGAGCGCACCAGCCGCCACUUCCUGCCGCCACGCCACCCAGGGUGCACUUGUGAAUAUUUUGUUUCUUAGCAAUGCCUGUGAAUAUUGUCCUUUAGGGGCAGGAAGGAAGACUGGACUUGGACACUUGCGUUAUAAAAUGGUUCUGGAGCUUUGUCGGAAGCAGUUGGGUGUAAACGCAUUUAAAACAUUGUGGGGUUUGUUGCUGUGGGUCUACCCUGCCCAGGAUAAGCGGGUAUAGAUAAUGGAUGGAUGGAUGGUGUGGGUCUUUAUUUAUAUUUAUAUUGUUAUUUUUCCACAAGGUCCUUUUUCUGAACAUACCAGUGGAGCCCACACCGAUCCAAAAAAAUCCAGCUAUGGAGGAAUAUUGUUUUAUAUAAAAGGCUUUUUUUCCCCUUUUUUUUAUUCCGCAAUCUGCAAUGCCCAAAUGUAUUUAUCGUUACUCAUUGUCAUGACUUCUGUUAUUGAUUCAGGAGACACCACAGAUGAGCAUGUGCUCUCUUUGGCGCAUGCGAUGACAUUGCUUGGGCCCCAAAACCACAUGACACAAUUAGAUGCUCUAGAUUGUUCUAUAUGAAAUUGAAAGUGUGAUUGCUGCUCUGUGUAGUGUAAAGUGGUGACUUUGAGACUGGACUUCAAAAUUGUAGGACUGGUACUGCCGUAGCAUGUUUGGACAUUGUGCUUUGGGUUCAUUUAUUUAGUAAACCCACAGUAUAACUGCCCUAUAUGUUAACUGCUAGGCCAACAGUGUCUGCUAUUCAGUUAUAUAAUCAUCGACUGAUACGGUUUGCCAAUAAAUAUUGAUGUGGCCUGUGACUACGCUCAGCCUGAAACAAGCCUGUACUGCACCUGAGUUAAUUCAACAUCUCGUUUUUUCAUCAUAUUUAUUAACGAAAUGGCACGUAGUCCAAAUAAAGCUCUUUAUUUCAAAGAGAUAUGAAUUCAACCAGUGUGCAGUAGGGAUUUUAACCACGGACAACACUUGUGUAUCACGCAGCGGUAAAUCGGCCAGGUACUACUUUUUGUCAGUUGGUGCACUGAAACGGUAGAUAGUCAGGCUCCUCUUUUCAUUGGAGCAGCUAGUUUGUAGCGGUCAGUUUGCAGAUGUUUUUGUUUUGUCUAUGUAAUGCUCAUGUGAAAACCAAAAUAACUCCAAACAUUGUUCACCCACUGAGCUUACACCAGAUAUAUCCAGUAAUUUCAUGCAUGUUAAAAGCUAAAUUAAAAGAUGAAUAAAUUAGUAUUAACUAAAAAAACUCUGUCAAUCUUUGAUUACUUCUAGAUUAAACUGACCUGGUGAUUUUAUUAGCCAUCAGACUUUAUAUCAGUUGGUACUGGAUACAUUUUAAACAUAAACAAGCCUUUGAAUUUGGUGCAGCAUCUCAAUUUGGCAUUUGGAAUUUUCAAUUAUUUGAACUUUUUUGUUGAAAACGAACCGAAACCUUAAAUAUUCCCAGUAAAUAUAAACCCUGUAUGUAGGCAUGCUUUCCGUUAACAAUGUUUAUUGUAACUUUGCACAUAAUGUACAUUGUGAUUGGACAGGGGUAAUAAAAAACAAGCAAAAAGCCAA